AAGAAGAAAAGAAGGCAGUCUUUCCAGCAGUUAUCUAUCUUUGGGGUAUUAUUGUGAUUAUUCGUAGACCCGUCAGAUUUCUACUUUCGUUUUCUGAAAUAAUCAAAAUGGCCACUCGUGGACGAAAAAAACGAGUCCCGACACAAACUAAUACUUUACACAGGUAUUUGCCCCAGAAUAUUCGGGAAAACUAUAGCUUUUGUGCGACCUUGCUGAAUGAUCUGUUAGACGAUGUUAUAAUUUCUCCAGAGAAUGUUGUUUGCCCGAUAUUAUCGGAGAUUAUAAACGAGGUUGUUAAACAUAAAAAACACGAUAUGGGGAGUGUUAGCGAAAAAACUUUGUUAGAGUGGCGAAACAAACACCCGUGGCUGGUGAUAGAAAGUGGAGUAAUGAAAUGUAAAGUAUGCACAGACAUGAAAAGUAAAUUAAAACUAAUAACUGUAUGGGCAGACGAAGGUUCUCCAAACUUUCAGUACUCCGGUAUUACGAGGCACACUGCUAGUGCAGAACACAACAAUGCGGUUAUUGCUUGUGAGCAAGAUAAACAAUUACAGACAAUAAGCAGCCAAGAAGUAAUUGCUGAUGUCAGUGAUGUCUGUGAACUUGUUGAUGAUGUUGACAAAAAAUUGUUCAAUACGGUUUAUUAUGCUGCAAAAAUGGAGAUACCCUCAAGCACCAUAAACUCCCUUCUGGAUUUACAAACCAAAAAUGGACUUAACAUCAAAUACACUAAUUUGAGCCCCGACACGGUUUCAGAAAUCCAGACUUCUAUUGAGCAUGUACUACGUGAGGGACUUGUGAAUGAUAUAAAGUCAUCUCCUGUUUUCGCCAUGAUGUUGGAUGAAAGUACAGAUCUGACUGUAGACAAGAGACUUAGUAUAUGUGUUCGAUAUAUCAAGGCAGGAGAACCCGUCACAAAUAUGCUGGUUAAUGUUCAUCUAGAAGAUGGUACUGCACACACUAUCAUGAACUGUGUAGCACAUGAAUUUGAAAGGCAUGGUAUAGACCUUGCAAACUGUACAUCAUUAGCCACGGAUGGGGCUGCUGUUAUGCUAGGUAAACAUAAGGGAGUAGGACAGCAAUUGGUCAGCAAGUACUCUCCAUUCUGUAUCCAGACACAUUGUAUGGCUCAUAGGCUAAACCUGGCAUGUACAGAUUCUAUCAAGAAAAAUGACUUUAUGAUAAAAUUCAGAGAGAAAUUCAGUUCUUUGUACUCGUUUAUAAGUGGAUCAAGUAACAGAACAUUGGCACUUAAGAAGAUUCAGGAAAUACUCGAAGAACCUGAGAUAAAGAUCAAAGAGCCUUAUUCUAUUCGCUGGUUGGGUUUGAAAAAUGCAGUUUCAGCUGUGUUCGAGUCGUUUGGGUCUGUUUUGGCAACAUUGUCAAAAUUCGCUGCAGAGAAGAAUUCUGUGGCCAAGGGACUCCUGAAGUAUUUCAGCUCAUACAAGGUUGCCCUAGCAAUUGCCUUCAUAUUGGAUGUUCAUAAUGAGCUAGCAGUACUAAGCUGUGAGUUACAGAAGAAAAAUCUUCUAUUCAGUGAAAUCAAACCAGUGAUGGAUGCAACUGUGUCCAAAUUGUCUUCUAUGGAAGCCACAGAUGGAAAGUGUUUGACAUCAAUGAAGACUGAUAUAGAGAUAACAGAUGAUGGAGCUUUCUUUUCUGGAGAAAAGCUGAAGUACCAUGAUAACAUGGGAAGUGAAUUUGCUACCGUGAGGAAAGACUACAUCAAAAGGAUGAAAAAGAACAUCAGUGACAGGUUUAGGAAAACAGACAGUGAUCACUAUAAUGACUUUUGUACUUUGUUUGAACCCCAGCAGAUAAACAUUUCCACACAGGAGGAAUGUAAUGAAGCACUCGAGUCUUUGUCCACCUUCUAUGGCUACGAGAAAACUGUGAAAGUGAUUGACGGCAACCUCAUUGAGGGACUACAAGAAACAGUGAGAGUAGUUCAGCCUCUAGUAGACCCAGCCAAGGUCCAGGAGGAAUGGCCGAGAUUUCAGGGUAUGGUGAAGGGAGCUUAUGCUGAUAUGCCCACUAAUAAACUUUGUAAGAGGGUAAUACUACUGCACAAUGACAUUAUACCCAAUAUAGCCAAGCUGGCAGCAAUAGCCCUCUGCCUGCAACCUACCAGUGUUGAGUGCGAAAGAACAUUUAGCACACAGAACAGACUCAAAUGCAAACAAAGAGCUUCCCUAGGAAAUGAAGCAUUAAACACUCUCAUGACAAUUUGUAUGCUGGGGCCAGACAUAUCAAAAUAUGAUCCCUCACCAGCUGUCAUUUACUGGCUUAGGCAAAAAAGGAGAAGGAAGCCUAGACUGCAGAGUGCAUACAAGCCAAGAGCUAAGAAACAAAAAACUUGCUGACAUGGCUUAAAUUUACUCUGGAGUUUGCAUCCUAUAAGAGUUGCAUAAUUUUGUUAAGAACUAGGUAAAGCUGACAGAUAUGAGCUAAAUGUUAUAUUGAAAAAAAAACAAGACAGUUGCUACAAAUGUUGAUUUAUUUUUCGCAUAUAUGAUCAGGCAGAUCUUGAAGUGUACAAUUUAAGUG
Messenger RNA from Dreissena polymorpha, 2547 nucleotides. RefSeq names its product zinc finger protein 862-like. Gene Ontology annotation, molecular function: protein dimerization activity. Bases 108 to 2363 code for a protein of 751 amino acids. Lineage: Eukaryota; Metazoa; Mollusca; Bivalvia; Myida; Dreissenidae. The record is from RefSeq and is a predicted model, not a curated record. The transcript has 2 exons.